CUCUGAGAACAAAGCCACUGACCAAUAAUACCUUUUCUGUGUGACAUAUAAGUAAACAAUGCCUACGAGAUAAACGAAGAGCCAUACAAACGAACCAUUCAAACUGCGGGAUACAGUACAUUACUGCUUUCAUAGGGAAUAGGUCACCACAUUCCUUGCUGCUGUUAUACUGAACUUCCCGGUGGGUCUUAAGUAUUCUAAGUUGUUGUUGCAUUUAAAGAACUUCCUGAAAGAUGUCAGAUUUUGCUAAUCUCACGCAGACCUUGGAAGAUGCCUUUAAGAAGGUCUUUACCAACUACAUGAACAGCUGGCACAUGAAUGAAACAAAGGCAGAGAAGGCCCUGAGCGACAGACUGGCAGCAGAGAAUUUCAACAAUGUUGUCUGGUACCUGAUGGUCAUGAUUGGCAUGUUUUCCUUCAUCAUUGUGGCAAUCCUGGUGAGCACGGUGAAAUCCAAACGGAGGGAGCAUUCCGACGACCCUUACCACAGGUACAUUGAGGAGGACUGGACUGCCAAGCUGAAGAAUCAGAUCUUGAUCAUGGAAAACCCAAUGGCGAACUGAGAGCACUGAGAAUCAAUAAUACAAAAUAAAGAUUGAAAUGUACAUCCAUUUAAAAAAAAAAACACACUAUGUGGUAUUGUAUAUUUCUGCAGAACCCAAGAAUUACAAACCUGCUGUACAACAAACUGUACUGUAAUGGAGAGGGCAUGUAGUAUUUAUCCAAUAUUUAUAUGUCUUCCAUGACUCUAUCCUUGCCAAACAUGACAAAGGUGGCCUGGUGUAUGUGAGCUUAAACACAUAACAUGUGAUUUUAAAUGUCAUAAAGAUAAUGUGCUUAAUUUAAUUGAUCUACACAGUGCUGGAUCUAAAUACAGACACUGCAAUCAUUGAAAUGUGUGUAUCAAGGUUUUGAAAUUCAAGCAUCUUAUCAGUGCAAGUUACAUAUUUCUGCUCUUUUGGUUGACUAGGCUCCUUUUUCUUUGGAUGUCCAAUGUGUUUUCAUUUUCUGUAAUCGUAAAUACAACUCCUAAUGAUUCAGAUGUUGAAAAUUCAGCAAGGACUCCCAUUAUACUCUGUCUGGAACAUUUUAAUGUGGUGAUAAUACGCAGAACGGGACAAUCAGUAAGUGAGUGACUGGCAAUUGACUUUGUAUCAGAGUUUGGAAACAUAAUGAUUACAAAAAAAUAUUGUAAUAGCAUUUAAUUUAAAUAAUCCAUUAUGGAUAUAAUAUUGUUACUUAUAUGAAAGGGGUAUAUGUGACAAUUGGCCUUUUAUUUGUAUGUUGCUCUUAUUGUAUUACUUGUAUUGUAACACUUGAAAUGUAUUUGCUUACGAUUGUAAGUCGCCCUGGAUAAGGGCGUCUGCUAAGAAAUAAAUAAUAAUAAUAAUAAUAAUAAAUAUAGAGGACUAUAAUAAACAACAGCCUUUUAUCUUGCUAUCAAAA
Messenger RNA from Acipenser ruthenus (sterlet), 1446 nucleotides. Its product is annotated as potassium voltage-gated channel subfamily E member 2-like. NCBI's taxonomy places the organism in Eukaryota, Metazoa, Chordata, Actinopteri, Acipenseriformes, Acipenseridae. The transcript is spliced from 2 exons. Gene Ontology annotation, molecular function: voltage-gated potassium channel activity involved in ventricular cardiac muscle cell action potential repolarization; potassium channel regulator activity; delayed rectifier potassium channel activity. The coding region runs from base 234 to 563 and encodes 109 amino acids. Gene Ontology annotation, cellular component: membrane. The record is from RefSeq and is a predicted model, not a curated record. Gene Ontology annotation, biological process: potassium ion export across plasma membrane; regulation of heart rate by cardiac conduction; regulation of ventricular cardiac muscle cell membrane repolarization.